AUGUCCAGUAGAAUAAAGGAAAUGCGAACGAGUUUAUAUCAAAAAUUAAUUCAAAAAGGAACUCCUGGUAAUUGGGAACAUAUUACUCAACAGAUAGGAAUGUUCUCUUACACAGGCCUUAGCGAAACACAAGUUGAAUGUUUAAUUAAUAAUUAUCACAUCUAUAUGUUACGAAGCGGUAGAAUAAAUAUGUGUGGACUUAAUGAAUCUAACUUAGAUUACGUGGCAAAUGCAAUUUAUGAAACUAUUCUGCUGUAUCCACAUAAUAAGGAAAAUUGUACAUGUUAA
Messenger RNA from Heterotrigona itama, 288 nucleotides. NCBI's taxonomy places the organism in Eukaryota, Metazoa, Arthropoda, Insecta, Hymenoptera, Apidae. The record is from the annotation of a GenBank genome assembly.